Rangifer tarandus platyrhynchus (Svalbard reindeer) is the source of this 1455-nucleotide messenger RNA. The record is from the annotation of a GenBank genome assembly. NCBI's taxonomy places the organism in Eukaryota, Metazoa, Chordata, Mammalia, Artiodactyla, Cervidae.
AUGGCAGCUCCAGUCAACAGGGCUCCCAGGGAUGCUGAUUUGUGGUCCUCACACGAGAAGAUGCUGGCACAGCCCCUGAAGGACAGCGAUGUCGAGGUUUACAACAUCAUUAAGAAGGAGAGUAACCGGCAGAGGGUUGGACUGGAGCUGAUCGCCUCUGAGAACUUCGCCAGCCGGGCUGUUCUGGAGGCCCUAGGCUCUUGCCUGAACAACAAGUACUCUGAGGGGUACCCAGGCCAGAGGUACUAUGGUGGGACGGAGUUCAUCGACGAGCUAGAGGUCCUCUGUCAGAAGCGAGCGCUGCAGGUCUAUGGCCUGGACCCCCAGUGCUGGGGGGUCAAUGUCCAGCCUUACUCAGGCUCCCCAGCAAACUUCGCAGUGUACACGGCCCUGGUGGAACCCCAUGGCCGCAUCAUGGGCCUGGACCUGCCGGAUGGGGGCCACCUGACCCAUGGGUUCAUGACCGACAAGAAGAAGAUUUCUGCUACGUCCAUCUUUUUUGAAUCUAUGCCCUACAAGGUGAAUCCCGAUACCGGCUACAUAAACUACGACCAGCUGGAGGAGAACGCCCGCCUCUUCCACCCAAAGCUGAUCAUCGCAGGGACUAGCUGCUACUCCCGGAACCUGGACUAUGCCCGGCUGCGCAAGAUCGCUGAUGACAACGGGGCGUACCUCAUGGCUGACAUGGCACAUGUCAGCGGGCUGGUGGCGGCUGGCGUGGUGCCUUCCCCCUUCGAGCACUGCCACGUGGUGUCCACCACCACCCACAAGACCCUGCGGGGCUGCCGCGCUGGCAUGAUCUUCUACAGGAAGGGAGUGUGCAGUGUGGACCCCAAGACAGGCAAAGAGACUCGCUACAACCUGGAGUCGCUCAUCAACUCUGCUGUGUUCCCAGGCCUGCAAGGGGGACCCCACAACCAUGCCAUUGCUGGGGUCGCAGUUGCUCUGAAGCAGGCCAUGACUCCGGAGUUCAGAGCCUACCAGCGCCAGGUGGUGGCCAACUGCAGGGCUCUGGCCGAGGCCUUGAUGGGACUGGGCUACAGAGUGGUCACAGGGGGUUCUGACAACCACUUGAUCCUCGUGGACCUCCGCUCCAAAGGCACGGAUGGCGGCAGGGCAGAGAAGGUGCUGGAAGCCUGCUCCAUCGCCUGCAACAAGAAUACCUGCCCAGGUGACAAAAGUGCACUACGGCCCAGUGGGCUGCGCCUGGGGACCCCAGCACUGACCUCCCGAGGGCUCUUAGAAGAAGAUUUCCAAAAAGUCGCCCACUUCAUUCACAGAGGCAUAGAGCUGACCCUGAAGAUACAGGACGCUGUAGGGGUGAAGGCCACCCUGAAGGAGUUCAUGGAGAAGCUGGCAGGGGCUGAGGAGCACCAGCAGGCCGUGGCGGCCCUCAGGGCAGAAGUGGAGAGCUUCGCCACCCUAUUCCCGCUGCCUGGCCUGCCUGACUUCUAG